AUGGCAGAGUCGCUGCUUCUCCCUCUAGUGCGCAGCAUGGCUGGCAAGGCUGCAGAUGCACUCAUCGAGACGGUGAGUCGUAUGUGUGGCCUCGACGAUGAUCGCCAAACGCUCGAGCGGCAUCUACUAGCCGUCGAGUGCAAGCUGGCAAACGCCGAGGAGAUGAGCGAGACAAAUCGCUAUGUCAAGAGCUGGAUGAAGGAGCUCAAGUCCAUCGCCUACCAGGCUGAUGACGUGCUCGACGACUUCCAGUACGAGGCGCUGCGCCGCCAGUCUAAGAUUGGCAAGUCCACUACCCAAAAGGUACUCAGCUACGUCACCCGCCGCAGCCCGCUGCUCUUCCGUUUUGAAAUGAGCAGGAAACUCAAGAACGUCCUCAAGAAGAUCAAUAAGUUGGUUAAGGAGAUGAACACAUUUGGCUUGGAGAGUUCUGUCCCUAGGGAGGAGCGGCAACAUCCAUGGCGGCAGACGCACUCAAAACUAGAAGAGACUACCCAGAUCUUUGGAAGAGAUGAUGAUAAGGAGGUGGUGGUGAAGUUCCUGCUGGACCAGCAGGAUCAACGGAGGGUGCAUGUGCUGCCGAUCAUUGGGAUGGGAGGUCUUGGCAAGACGACUCUUGCUAAGAUGGUCUAUAAUGACCAAGGGGUCCAGCAACAUUUCCAGUUGAAGAUGUGGCACUGCGUGUCCGACAACUUUGAUGUCAUGGCUCUUUUGAAAUCCAUCAUUGAGUUGGCCGUAAGUGGAAGAUGUGACAUGCCUAACACGAUUGAGCUGUUGCAAAAGAAACUUGAGCAAGUCAUUGACCAAAGAAGGUUUAUUCUCGUGCUUGAUGAUGUGUGGAAUGAAGAUGAGAGGAAGUGGGAGGAUGUCCUGAAGCCUCUUUUGUGUUCUGUUGGUGGACCGGGAAGUGUAAUAGUCGUGACAACUCGAAGCCAGAAAGUAGCCUCUAUAAUGCAGACCCUUGGACCACAUAAGCUAGCAUGUCUGAGUGAACAAGAUUCAUGGGAAUUAUUUGCGCAAAAAGCAUAUAGAAACAGUGUAGAGCAGGACCAAUCAGAGUUGGUCAGCAUUGGCAGACGUAUUGUCAACAAAUGCUGGGGGCUGCCUCUUGCUCUCAAGACAAUGGGUGGAUUGCUAAGUUCAUAUCAACAAGUACAAGAAUGGAAGGCCAUCGAAGAAAGUAAUAUUAGGGAUAAUGCUAGAGGGAAAGAUGAGAUCAUGUCCAUCCUUAAGUUGAGCUACACACACCUAUCAUCUGAAAUGAAGCAAUGUUUUGCAUUCUUAGCAGUUUUUCCCAAGGACUAUCAGAUGGACAAGCACAAUUUGAUCCAACUAUGGAUAGCAAAUGGUUUUAUUCAAGAGAAGGGAACAAUGGAUUUGACACUAACAGGAGAAUUCAUUUUCAAUGAGUUUGUUUGGAGGUCCUUCCUCCAGGAUCAAAAUGUAGUAGUGAAAUAUGAUUACAUGGUUGAUAAACCAAUGUAUGAGAUGAUAGUAUGUAAAAUGCAUGAUUUAAUGCAUGAUCUAGCAAAAGAUGUCACAGAUGAAUGUGCAAGUGUAGAAGCACUGACUCCGCAGAAAGCAUCGUUAAAAUAUGUUUGUCACCUGAAAAUGCCAGAGGCUGAAUUGGAAAAGAUGAGUGGAUUAUGCAAAGGCAGAACAUACCUCCGCACUUUGUUAGCUCCUUCAAAAUUACACAAGGAUUUUAAAGAGUUGGUACAUGUAUCGACAUCACUGAGAGCACUGCAUUGCUAUCAUUAUCCAAUUUCCAUUUGCAAGGCCAUAAAUGCAAAAAGAUUACGAUAUCUUGACCUCUCUUACUCUGACAUUGCUAAGUUGCCAGAUUCAAUAUGUGUGUUGUAUAACUUGCAAACAUUGAGGCUCAUAGGUUGCCGAAAGCUGCAGCAGUUACCAAGAGACAUGGCAAGACUGAGAAAUCUCAUCCACCUUUAUCUUUAUGGUUGUUAUCAUCUCAAAAGUAUGUCUCCGAACUUUGGUCUACUGAACAACCUUCACAUAUUAACAACAUUUGUUGUGGAUACUAAGGAUGGCCUUGGAAUAGAGCAACUCAAAGGCUUGCAACACCUUAGCAAUAGAUUGGAGCUAUUGAAUUUGGAGCAAGAUAAAGAGUGGGGAGAAUGCAAAAGAAGCCAAUCUCAGUUAGAAGCAAAGCCUAAGUGA
This is a messenger RNA of Triticum turgidum subsp. durum (durum wheat), 2181 nucleotides long. NCBI's taxonomy places the organism in Eukaryota, Viridiplantae, Streptophyta, Magnoliopsida, Poales, Poaceae. The record is from the annotation of a GenBank genome assembly.